Camelina sativa (false flax) is the source of this 984-nucleotide messenger RNA. Its product is annotated as protein S40-4. NCBI's taxonomy places the organism in Eukaryota, Viridiplantae, Streptophyta, Magnoliopsida, Brassicales, Brassicaceae. The record is from RefSeq and is a predicted model, not a curated record.
AACUUGUGAACAAAAGUCUUUUUAUCCAUUUUUUCCAUAAGCUCAAAAGCAUUUAUAAAAGCAAAAGAGAGAGACUACUCAAAGACUUCUCUCAUAACCAAAAAAAAAAAAAAAAGUUCUUCUUCUUCAAUUUUCAUCAAUGGCGACGCGUAAGAGCUAUUACCAAAGGCCGAGUCAUCGCUUCCUUCCAACAGAUCGGUCUUCUCACAACGAUUCAGAAUUCGAGUUCGACGAGUCUGAUCUCUACUCCACCCGCUCCGAUUCACCUGAUUUUCGUCGUAAACUCUUCUCAUCAUUGAAUCGUAGAUCGUCUCCGUCUCCGGCGACCGUGAAAACCACUAUGGUAGUAGCUUCUUCGCUUCCGGUGAACGUACCGGAUUGGUCUAAGAUUCUAGGGAAAGAAAAUCAUAAUCGCCAUGUCAGGAGAAGAAGCAUCGAAAACGACGAAGACGGCGGAGGAGGAGAGUUAUUGCCGCCGCAUGAGUAUUUGGCGAAGACGAGAAUGGCUUCGUUCUCGGUGCAUGAAGGUGUUGGGAGGACUUUGAAAGGGAGAGAUAUGAGUAGGGUUAGAAAUGCAAUUUUGGAAAAGACUGGGUUUUUGGAUUAAUUUCUUAUAAGUAUAAGGAAUCCUUUCGAUGGUGAAGACGAGGAGUAAGCCGUCUUCAAGCUUAUGCUAGUUGCUCAAUAUCAUCCGUAGAAAAAGUCAGUGAGGCGCGUCUAGACUUAAGACAUCCACAACGAGAGAGGGCAAUUCAAGAUUGCAAGAAGGAUUCCCAAUUGCUCAGAUAAUAUGUGGCCGCAAAUGUAAAACGGUUUGUAACUCGGCAAAUUAAAGACGGCGGCGAACUCAACGCCGCCUCAGAUUUCAGUCCCAGGUUAAAUUCAGAUUUUACGCUCUAAGCUUGUAAUCGUGUUGUGUGGGUGAUAUAGGAUUUGUCAAUUUUGAAGUUAAAUAAAGGUCUUUCACUAUAUUUUACCAAACUA